Messenger RNA from Caenorhabditis remanei, 3276 nucleotides. RefSeq lists its product as uncharacterized. Gene Ontology annotation, cellular component: cytoplasm. Bases 1 to 3276 code for a protein of 1091 amino acids. Gene Ontology annotation, biological process: peptide catabolic process; proteolysis. The record is from RefSeq and is a predicted model, not a curated record. The transcript has 19 exons. Lineage: Eukaryota; Metazoa; Nematoda; Chromadorea; Rhabditida; Rhabditidae. Gene Ontology annotation, molecular function: zinc ion binding; peptide binding; metalloaminopeptidase activity.
AUGCAAGCUUCACCUCCUCCACCGCCGACUUCAAGUGCAGCUAAAAUGCUCUAUGAAGAGGGCGAAACCCAUGAUGGAUUAACGAUAUGGACCCCGAGCAACCCUUAUCGUGUACGAUCUUCACAUCGUCGUGCUAGAAUCUGUGUUGCCAUAACUUUUGGAAUUUUGAUGUUUGGGCUGGGUUUCUCUGCUGGAGGAUUCCUUCAUGCAAUAGUGUUCCCAGAUGGAUCCUCCUCUAUUAUCAAGAUUCCAUCGUUUCUGAAAUCCUCUGAUAGUUUUGAAAUGGAUAACUCUACGUUGAUAAGACUGAGUGAUGUUGGAAAUAGUGUUGAACUGGAAGAUACUACGAUAGUGAGUGAAGAAAGAGAGGAAGAAGAAGACGAGGAUGAUGAGAAAGGAAAGAAGGUGAAUUCGAACAGUUCUGAAGAUGAAAAAGAUUCUGAUUCUGAUUCUAAUGGAGAGAAAGAGAAUGAAGAAGAUGAAAAUGAAGAAAAUGAAGAAGAAGACGAAGAAAAGAAAAAAGUGAAAAUUGAAGAAGAAAGUAAUAAGAAAAAACGAAGAGGUAAAAAAGAGCCAAAAGUGAACUCAGACAAAUCCGAACAUGAGGAGAAUGAAGUAGAGGAAUCUGAAAAAGAAGAAGAAAAAGAAGAUGAGAAUGAAGAAGAAUCUGAGAAAAAAGAAAAAGAAGAAGAAAAAGUAGAAGAAGAGGAAGAGAGUGGAGAUAAAUUUGUGAAAGCGAACAAAGAGUGUACCAACAUCACGUGGUACUCAUCACGUCUUCCACGAACAGCUGAACCAAUUGAAUAUGAGUUGAUUCUUCAUCCAAAUCUCACGAAUGGAGAAGUUGAAGCUGAAGUCACUAUAAGAAUAUUGAUCAAAAGUGAAACCAAGCUGCUAAUAUUGAACGCUGAAAAUCUCGAGAUGGUUAGCUAUGAAAUAUCGAAAAAAGGAUCGAAAUUGAAGGCAGACUUUAUCAAGUGUGAAGUGAUGACACAAUGGGCCUGGAAGUUUGGAAAACGAUUGCAUAAAGGGGAUCACAUCAAGCUGAAAAUCAAAUAUACUUCUCAGAUGAAGUCAGAUUUGCAAGGUCUUUACUUCAGUACACAUCUCGGAACUGAUGGAAAGAAAACAAAAUCAGCUGCGACCCAAUUCGAACCAACAUUUGCCAGAAAAAUGCUUCCUUGUUUUGACGAGCCGAACUUCAAAGCAACAUUCCAAGUGUCCAUUAUCAGAAACGCUAAUCAUAUCGCAAGAAGUAACAUGAAUUUACUAAUGUCAAAAGAAUAUAAAGAUGGGCUGAUCAAAGAUGAAUUCGAGAAAUCGGUGAAGAUGUCGACCUAUUUGUUGGCUGUUGCAGUUUUAGAUGGUUAUGGAUAUAUCAGAAGACUCACUAGAAACACAACAACACCAAUCGAAGUUCGACUGUACGCUCCAGAAGAUAUGUUAGUUGGACAAGCGGAAUUCGGUCUUGAUACGACGAUUCGAGCAUUAGAGUUCUUCGAACAUUACUUUAAUAUCAGUUAUCCAUUGGAUAAGAUUGAUCUCCUUGCCCUCGACGACUUCAGUGAAGGUGCCAUGGAAAACUGGGGACUCGUCACAUUCCGUGACUCUGCUUUAUUAUUUAACGAACGAAAAGCGAGUGUUGUUGCAAAAGAACACAUUGCACUCAUCAUUUGUCACGAAAUUGCACAUCAAUGGUUCGGUAAUUUAGUGACGAUGGACUGGUGGAAUGAAGUAUUUUUGAAUGAGGGAUUCGCAAAUUAUAUGGAAUACAAAUGUGUUGAUGAGUUGUUCCCUGAUUGGAGUAUUAUGAGUAGAUUCUACGCAGAAAACCUGGCAUUCAGCCAAGAACCUGAUGGAUUCUUGAGUUCUCGAGCCAUCGAAUCAGAUGAUGAUGACAGUCUUCUCAACUUGUUUGAUGCUAUCAACUAUCAUAAAGCUGCUGCAAUAAUUCAUAUGAUUGCUGAAAUGGCUGGGCAGAAGAAUUUCCAGUCAGCAUUGAUUGAGUACUUAAACAAAUAUGCAUAUGAUAAUGCCAUCGGAGUUGAUUUAUGGAAGAUUGUGGAGAAGCACGCCAAUCUCCAAGGAACCGUUUCAAUCCCGGAUCUCGCUAAAGCUUACACAACUCAAGUCGGAUAUCCAUUGAUUACUGUAGAAAGGGUGGAAGAUGUAACAUGGGAAACGACAUCAAAUGACUGGCUCCUUCUGAAUACUGGCGGGGUUGGGUACUUCAAAGUUCUUUAUGAUUCAGAAACUUAUGGAAAACUGAUCAAGGAGCUCAAGAAUAAUCACAGUGCGAUUUCCCCCAUCGACCGAUCAAUGAUUAUUGUGGAUUCAUAUGAUCUUUCAAAAACAUCACUUCUCAAUAUUAGUGUGUACAUGGAUUUGCUAGAAUAUGUAGAAAAAGAAACCGAUAAAAUGACUUGGUCAAUUGUGAGUAAACAACUUCGAACAAUUGAAUCACUGAUCGAAGAUUCCGAUUAUUUGGAUAUAUUCCAAGACUUUCAACGAAGUAUUAUUAUGAAAUUAUAUGAAUCAUUGGAUUGGGAUGAACAAGGAGCAACUCCAAACCAGAAGAGAUUGCAGGUUGACAUCUUCGCUGUCGCAUGUCGUUUGAGAAUCAAAGACUGCACGAAACAAGCCUAUCAACGAUAUCUUAAAUGGGUCAGCAGUGGUGUCAGAAACCCUGAACAUCAUAUGAUUGCAUUAAUGGAAGGAGUGAAACAAGGAGGAACAACAGCAUGGGAGAGAAUUUGGAAGGCUUACAAGACUGCAGUCAGUCCAUCGGAAAAGAAUAAUAUUAUUGGAGCAUUGACAAGUACGAAGGAUGUUACUCUCAUCAAUCGAAUUCUCAAAUAUUGUUUGGAUGGAAAAAUCAAAGCGAAUCUGAUUCCACGCGUCUUCUCGUAUUUUGCAUUGAAUCAACACACACGGAACACUGUCUGGAAGUACUUCAAGAGCCAUUUCAACGAAUUUCAUGUUAUAUUGGGCAAAGGAUCUCUGAUGGCUAGUUGUGUGAAAUGUCUUGCUGAACCGUUGAGUACUGAAAACGAAUUAGAAGAGUUGCAGGAGUUCUUGAAGAGUCAAAAGUUCGAAGAGGAUGGUCAAAUUAAAAUGGAAAUGACCUACGAGCAGAUUGAACUGAAUAUCCAAUGGAGAAAGUUGAAUGAAGCACAAUUAGGAAAGUGGAUAAGUAAAUGGGAUGAGCGUAGAAGAACAUUAUAUAGAAGAAAGCGGCAUCGUCAUAACUCUAGGCAUCUUGUUUCAGCGUUUUAA